Molecule: messenger RNA, 4198 nt
Organism: Exaiptasia diaphana
Lineage: Eukaryota; Metazoa; Cnidaria; Anthozoa; Actiniaria; Aiptasiidae
Exons: 10
Coding region: 153-3887 (1244 amino acids)
Biological process (GO): protein phosphorylation; intracellular signal transduction
Cellular component (GO): cytoplasm
Molecular function (GO): ATP binding; protein serine/threonine kinase activity
Source: RefSeq, a predicted model, not a curated record
UCUUGUUUGAGUUUCUAGAGGCUCAUGUUACRCAGUAUAAUCUUUCUUUUACUCCUGUAGUUCAACUAUGGACUACAUAGCGUCAAAGCAUCGUAACAGACAAUGAUAAAGCGUUUUACAAGGCCACGUUUUGGCUCAGUAGURCCCAGAUWAUGAAAACAGAACCAGCGAUCAUAAUGUCGUUAAAUGGAAGUUCGGGACAAGAACGAUCAUCAUCGCCUAGCACUCCAGUAAACGAAGCCUUGCCACCAAGCGUUGUGCACGUUUCAAGGGAUGAACUUCGGAAAUUCCUUAAGUGUAAACGAGUUGGGAAUUAUUUACUUGGAAAGACUAUUGGAGAAGGAUCUUUCGCUAAAGUCAAGCAAGGCUUCCAUGUUUUGACUGGUGAAAAGGUUGCAGUGAAAAUAAUUGAUAAGAAACAAGCAAUGGAAGAUCGUUACGUUUCUAAGAACAUGAGACGCGAGGCAAAAAUCCUGCAGAUGGUACGUCACCCCAACGUCAUUCAGUUAUUGGAAGUCGUGGAGACAGAAAAUAGGUAUUAUUUGGUUUUCGAGAUCGCUGGCGGUGGGGAUCUUAUGGACUAUAUUUGUUAUCGUAAAAAACUUGGCGAGAUUGAAGURCGUAAGUUCAUACGACAAAUCAUAUCGGCAGUGCAUUAUCUACACCAAGGAGGCAUUAUACACAGAGAUCUCAAAGUAGAAAAUUUGCUGUUAGACGAGAAUUAUAACAUCAAGAUUAUAGAUUUUGGUUUAAGUAACACCAUCAAUGUUCCGAGAUCUGGAGAACGUUCCUCAUCAAGGGAUCAUUGUAAAACACAAUGUGGCUCUCCAGCCUACGCAGCCCCUGAGAUCCUGGGACAUCUGACAUAUGGGACCAAGGUGGACGUAUGGAGCAUAGGAGUAAACAUGUAUGCCAUGUUGACUGGUAAACUUCCAUACACCGCUGAACCUUUCAAUAUCAUCACYCUGUACAAUAAGAUGGUAAAAGGGGACAUGAAUCCAAUUCCUGACAGGAUAUCAGCAGGCUGUAAGGAGCUAAUGCUGCAGUUUUUAACUUUCGAUCCUAAAGAGCGCAUAUCGAUCGAAGAAGCUAUCCAGCAUCCAUGGCUUCGGAAAGGAUUCGAGGAUAGUCCCCUGGUGGACAUUAAUUUUCCAAGUUAUAUAAGGCCAGAUGAAAUGAAUAAUGAUAUUAUCAAUCACAUGGUCGAUAAAAUGCAGUUUAAAACCAAAGAUGUCAUCGAAGGCGUCACUAAUAACAAAGCGAAUGCUGCUUCGUGCGUUUAUCAUCUCAUAAACCGAAAACUCAAACGCUAUCUYGAAAAACACCCGAGCACUGUCCGCAUKCUACGACGCUCUAAAUCGAGAGACGAYGARACUGAUGCAGCUCCGAAGAAACAACGAAUUGAAAUCGAAAUUGAUUUUAGUAAUCAAAUCGAACCUGCCAACGAAGAGAGAUCAAGAACAAGUUCACUGACGUCUCAUGCCUUGAGGUCUGGGACGAGUUCCCAAGGCAGUCGGGGAAUYAGAAAUCGAUCCGAUUCAUCUUCACAAGGAAGUCAAGGACCACGUGUUCGCCUUGCUAGUGACAGAGAUGGAACCGAGCUGAAAGGAUCAACUACCCUUCGCGGUGGGAGUGAUCAGUAUCUUGCUGUACCACAUGAUGACGCCGUCCAGAGGUCAGGUGACUUCAAACAGCUUUCCGUUGAAAUCGAUGACGACGAGCUCGACUGCGAAAUCGAAGGGCACGAGCCAGCCAACAGGAAAAUAUCCACGACCUAUGAAUAUCUCACGGACAAAAAACAUCUACCGACCCUCCCCUCUCCCUUAACAAUUCAAGAGCAACAACCAACGACGCUAAUGAUAGAUGAUAAUAACAAUGGUGAUGACGUCAAUGUUUUCUCAGAUGAGGCAUUAGCAAGUAAUGACGUCAUCGAGAAAACCGUAGUGAAGGAUGAUACUGGGACGUCGCCAAGGGUAGAAGAAAUUGUGGCUGAAGAGUCUCAUUUUGCAUCGUCUGGUGGACAUGAGACUUCAUUGAAAGCCAAAAGAAAUAGUUCUCCACCAUCACCACAAACAGGCAGUACAGAACAAGAUGAACCACCGUCCUUUACAAGACCUCGACGAGGCUCACUACCCAGUAGGACCUAUCCUGUAACUCGUGACCCUAGUCCUAUCCGAAAAGCAAAGCAACUCGACCCUGAUACGACGCAAGUCAAGGAGGAACCAUCCUAUGGACUUGUGUGUCAAGUCGUCGAAAAGGAUAACAGUGAUGACGUGAAUGAGGCUGGGCAGCUGAUGCUUCGAAGUACCCUUAGUCCUUUAUCCGUGCAUUGUAGUCCUGGGCCAGCGCGGCGUUACUCCACUCCAGUUAAUCCUAUGAAAGAGUUUUAUAAAGAAAUAUUAGGAUUCAACGAAAUAUCCAACGAUAGGUCUACUGAUAAACAAGAUAACGAGGGGGAAGCCAAAGGAASUCRAUCGCUUUCAAAACCGUUUGGAUCUCCAGUGAUUUCACGACGAACUUCUACCUCUUCGAUCUCAAGCGACGAUAGGUCUUCAAUACAGAAGAGUAACAAAAUUCCUCUUCCUGUAACUCCUAGAGAACCGUUGUUACCCAACUUGGAACUGAAGCUGUUAACAAAGCAUCCACCCAUUGAACCAAUACGYGUUAGUCCGAUAUCGCCGAGAAAGCUUAGCUUAGACAGCAAGACGAGGAGUGAAAGAGGAAAAGAGAGAAGAUCACGUCGACGAAAUACAAUCAUGAMCCCUCCCUUUCAUGCACUAAACUCGGAUGAUUCGCGUGACAUAGACAGUCAAUCGCGUGAUAUUGCGACAGAAUUUCACUCCAGAAUUGAAUCGAGCGAUAAGUCGAUCGAUUCACGCGAGGCGAAACGCCACGAGAACGUCCGCAAACCAAUUUGCAAUGAAACCAAACCAUCAAUAGAUAUGCCCAAUUUAUUAAACCAAGACAGCUUGAAAGUACCACGUGACGAGUCACGUGACAGCGAUUCUAGUACUGGUUCCCAAGAAAAACCCAGUGGAAGAAAUAAAGUAAGAGCGCGAGUGACUAUAAAGGAAAGACGGCARACAACUGAACUGGACACAAGAMACCAUAACAACAGAAUAAAUUAUCAUGACAAGCAACCAAAGGAUGCAUUAGAACAACAGAACAAACUCCUGCAUGACAAAACAUCUGGAUCWYGUAAUGAUUUGCUUGAUAAGCAUGCCGAAGGUAAACAAGUUUCGAAAUCACGUCGUGGUGGUAAAGUAAAAGCACGAGUCACGAUAAAAGAUAGACGGCAAACCACAGAACUCGACACGCGAGCUACUCGUUGUAUGCCUAAGAUUCAGUUUAGAAUCACUGAUACUCAUGACGUCACACACUCACGUGACRUCAUCAAACAUAAGACCCGUGUYCAGGAACUGAAGACGCUGGAGACAUCGCCUGAGAGGCGGUCAAGUGUUCCUGAGACGUCACGYGACCAAUAUCGAGAGCAGAAUGGGUGUCUUGUGCGCAGGUCUAGUGUACCUGUUCUCAACUCUGAAGACGAUACAGUGAAACCAGCUCGUAAUAGUUUAUCGACUCAAGAACUUAAACAAAAACAAAGUUCAAUGCACAGAACUCUUUCAGAAAGUAAUGCUAGAGAUCUUAAAGGAAAUAUUAAUGAUAUGUAUGACUUUGGGAACCCAUGGUUAAAACAUGACAAAACUAUACAGAGAACAGUAGCGAUGAGGGCAGAAAUGGCGAGGAGAAGAGCUGAUGGUGGAAAAAAUCGUCCUUCACUAGAACGASCACGACGGCACACUGUAUCGACAACUUCAYCAAUCACCACAACUAGUAAACACAAGGUUAUUAGCUCCCCGAGAACAUUGAAAAAAUCGUUAGUCUAAAUUAUAUUUUCGAUACAAUUGAAUGUAUUUUAAAAGUAUUUGAAAUAAAAAUAAUAUUAAUAAAUAUUAUAACAAUUUUUAGAAUUAUGGACAAUAAUUGACAUUUCCAARAGGAACAGCGGAUCGUCAAUAAGAACUUUAUUGAUUCAUUCCAGAAUUAAAAACUCAGAAUGAAGCAAGAUUUUUCAUAUUGAUGGUAGCGUUCCGCUGAAACGUCAGUGUUUGUGCAUAAUCUUUAUCUUUUGAUAUAUCAUUGUUAAAAAGAAUGCAUGUAGCAUUUGAAAUCGAGUAAAAAUUCACUUUUACAUCAA